Messenger RNA from Lottia gigantea (owl limpet), 537 nucleotides. RefSeq lists its product as hypothetical. Lineage: Eukaryota; Metazoa; Mollusca; Gastropoda; Lottiidae. The record is from RefSeq and is a predicted model, not a curated record. The transcript has a single exon. The annotation marks the transcript as partial.
GCGCUCAACACUAUCAAUAUCUGUACCGUUACUGACCUUGACUACAUACUACAGUCAAACAAUAUCAAUAUCUGUACCGUUACUGACCUUGACUACAUACUACAGUUAAACACUAUCAAUAUCUGUACCGUUACUGACCUCUACUACAUACUACAGUUAAACACUAUCAAUAUCUGUACCGUUACUGACCUCUACUACAUACUACAGUCAAACACUAUCAAUAUCUGUACCGUUACUGACCUUGAUUACACACUACAGGCAAACACCAUCAAUAUCUGUACCGUUACUGACCUCUACUACAUACUACAGUCAAACACUAUCAAUAUAUGUAUCAUUACUGACCUUGACUACAUACUACAGUCAAACACUAUCAAUAUCUGUAUCAUUACUGACCUUGACUGCAUACUACAGUCAAACACUAUUAAUAUCUGUACCGCUAGUUCCCUCUACUACAAACUACAAUCAAACACUGUCAAUAUCUGUAUCAUUACUGCGGACAUCUUCUGUAUAGGCUCAAAUUUUGACGGUGACCUGUGA